AUGCAUGUGCAGGCAAGUCCCUUCGUAACCCGCAAGCACCAUAUUCCGGAUCCUCGUGACGAUGGUAAGGGUUAUUGCUGGGUCAGUGUUAUACUCGUACCGGAUGCGAGGAGUGGCACCCAUAGUGACGACCCGAUCAUGUUAUUUGUGAUUCGAAAGUGCAAAGCUGGCCAAACUGCCAUGACCCAUCAGCCACUGCAUGGGCUGGGGGACCACUGUAUCUCCUUGCCAGUCAAGUGGAAUACACCUAGGCAAAAUCUGCCUACAGUUCGGGAUCAGGCUGCGGCUCUCGCAUCAUGGUGGCUUGUGUAA
Messenger RNA from Penicillium samsonianum, 312 nucleotides. RefSeq lists its product as uncharacterized. The record is from RefSeq and is a predicted model, not a curated record. The transcript has a single exon. The coding region runs from base 1 to 312 and encodes 103 amino acids. Lineage: Eukaryota; Fungi; Ascomycota; Eurotiomycetes; Eurotiales; Aspergillaceae.